Molecule: messenger RNA, 615 nt
Organism: Notodromas monacha
Lineage: Eukaryota; Metazoa; Arthropoda; Ostracoda; Podocopida; Cyprididae
Source: the annotation of a GenBank genome assembly
AUGUGCAUGUGCAUCCGACAGAGCACAAAAGGGGGAAAAAGAAACUCUAGAACCCAAUCUCCUCCAAUAAAAAGAAUCACCCGGAAACAGUGUCCGGAAAGUGGGCACGAGGGUCCAGGAAAGUUUCCAGCGAGCGUCUCGUCAACUGGAAUUUCUCCGGGGGGGUUCAAUCGAGACUUACCCGGCUACGAUCGCUACAAGAUCAUCGGUAAUGAGUCUGCGGGCGAGUACAAGUUGCAGCUGAAGGACGUAAAUCUCAGCGACAACGUGGAGUUUGAAUGUCAAGUGUUACCAGCUGGCAACAACCCCCCGCUGCGUGCGAAAACAUCCGUCAAUGUUUUGCGGCUCGAUGACGAUGCGUCGGGUAAUUCGUCGGCAAGUUUACCCCGGGGCGUCAUCGACGCGGACUCACGGGGGAACGGGAAUUUCGCGACGAUUAUGUCGAAGGCGAGCGAGAAAAUUGAGAAGGGAAGAGAGGAAGUAGUCAGCGAACCGGAGGCACAAAGUGGCACCGGAGAAUGUUUCGUUACCCCGGCGAAAUCCAGACCGGAGUUCGUUCCCCAGAAGUUCCGCAUUACGUGUAUCCGGGCCGGCCCCGUGGAUCGCGUCGAGUAA